AUUCACUCUUGCUUGCUCGCUCACUCACUCACUCACUUACUCACUUACUCACGGGGCUCUUUCUGACGCCCACAGACUUUCUCUGUCUCACAGAUACUAAAAAUCUCGUUUAUUUUCUUCACUGAAAACAGAAAAUCCGAAACGGAACAUCUCAUUUCUUGCAUUUCUCCGAUUUCUCGGCCUCUAGUUUCGGAGGAAUUUAUAUGCCUAGUAAUUCAGUAUCCACACACACGUUGAUACGGUUUACUUUUGGUGGAAUACAAGUACUACUCCAAAAUGGUUCUAGGUGUAAACGCAAAGAACAGGAAAGGUGCCUCAGUUCAUGUGGAUUAUCUAAUCCACAUCCUGGAGAUUAAGCCUUGGCCCCCAUCUCAGUCUCUGAGAUCCCUUCGUUCAGUCCUGAUUCAGUGGGAAAAUGGUGAUCGCAACUCUGGCUCUACUGACACUGUUGUUCCCUUGCUUGGCUCAAUCGUUGGUGAGGGGAAAAUUGAAUUCAACGAGUCUUUUAGAUUACCUGUGACUUUGAUAAGGGAAAUGUCUAGCAGAGGCAAGGAUGCUGAUUCAUUCCAGAAGAAUUGCUUAGAAUUCAACUUGUGUGAACCUCGAAGGGAUAAGAUCCAGUUGCUGGCAACUGCUGUAAUAGACUUGGCAGAUUAUGGUGUUGUCAAGGAUACCCUAAGUGUAAAUGCUCCAAUGAGCAGUAAUAGGAGCUUUAGGAACACAUCUCAGCCGGUUUUGUAUAUCAAAAUCCAGCCAAUUGAUAAGGAUCACACCAGCUCCUCAUCAAAGGACAGCCUAUUGAAAGGAGUUUCACCGGACAAGAAUGGUGGUAAAUCAGUUUCAGCAUUUAUGAAUGGAGAAUAUGCUGAGGAAGCUGAGGUUGCCUCCUUCACUGAUGAUGACGUCUCCUCACAUUCAUCUCUAACCAAUGGGGGUUUGCGUCCUCAAAAUGAAGAGAAUGGACUGGACAGACAAACAAGUGGAGGAGGGGUUAACAAGGAGAAGGAUAUUGCUCCAAAAUUGGGCAUUGAAAAACAUAUUGCACCGCAAGAAAAUCCAAAGGAGAGUUCAUCUUGCUCGUCUUCUGUAGAUUUAUCUUCUGAUUCUGGGAGCCCAGUAAAUGCUCAUGCUUCUUUGUUGAGCUCUCCUGACUAUAGUUUACAGUCAAUGCCAGAAACUGAAGUUGUCCAUAGUGUUCAUUCUUCUUCUUCUUCUUCUUCUUCUUCUUCGUCUUCUUCAGCCUUCAAUUAUGCAAGUAAAGAGGAAGAGGCCAACAUCAACAUGACAAGCAAUGGCCAGUAUGAUUUUGUUCAGGAGGUUGAUGAAAAGGACCCUAACAGCUCAAUAGAAACUAGAGGUGAUGCUCAUCAGAUAAGAAUUGGAAAAAAUACCCUGGAAAGGACUGUAACCAAUGAUGAGGUUUAUAGUUCUAUGGAGGACAUGAAUGGUCAAGAUCUAGAAGAAAAGGGUCAUUUCUCAGAAGAUGAACUGAUUGAUACAUUUUCACAAAAUGGUACUAGAAAUGAAGGCUCACUUGGGACUGAUACUCCUUCUUCAAGUGGAGAUAUUGAAAUGAAAGGAAAUAUCCUCAAAAUUGAAAGAUUAAAGCAUGUGAAAUCUGUUCGAUCAUCAUCAGACUCAUCUGGGAGUAAUGGAUUAAUUAGCAGAAACCAAGACAGUGAAGUGAAGGAAGUCGGUGCCUCAGGAGAUCUGCAGAACACUGCAGGAUGCUUCAAAGUCGAUGAAAGAAAAAAUGCUAAGGUUUACCAACAAGAUACGAGAACAACCAUUUUAAAUGCCAAAAUCCAGCAAUUGGAACAAAAAAUGAAAAUGCUCGAGGGAGAGCUGAGAGAAGCUGCUGGAAUUGAGGCUGCUCUUUAUUCAGUUGUUGCUGAGCAUGGAAGUUCUAUGAGUAAGGUGCAUGCUCCAGCACGGCGCCUUUCUAGGCUAUAUCUUCAUGCUUGUAAGGAAAGUUCUCAACAAAGGAGAGCCAGUGCAGCUAGAAGUGCUGUUUCAGGACUAGUUCUGGUUGCAAAGGCAUGUGGGAAUGAUGUCCCUAGGUUGACAUUUUGGCUAUCAAACUCUGUUGUGUUGAGAGCAAUUAUAAGCCAGGUAAUAGGUGACAGAGAGCUAUCACUUUCUGGUAAAAGGAAUAUAGAGAUGAAUGACGGUGGAAAGGGGAACAAGAUGAUGCCAUCUUCGCUAAAAUGGAUGCAGUCAUCUUCUGGCAGGAAGGAAAAUAAGAGUGUUAUUUGUGGAGAUUUAGGUGACUUGGAGGAUCCACAUGAAUUUGUAUCUGCGCUGGAAAAAGUUGAAGCUUGGAUCUUUUCCCGAAUUGUUGAGUCUAUAUGGUGGCAGAGUCUUACCCCACACAUGCAAUCUGCUGCUACAAAAGCGAUUGAUAGAUACAUUUGUUAUGGCUCAAAGAAAAACCUUGGAAGAACAUCAAGUUCAGGUGAUCAAGAUCAAGAAAACCUUUCAUUAGAACUUUGGAAGAAGGUGUUCAACGAUGCCUGUGAGAGACUUUGUCCUCUUAGAGGUGGUGGGCAUGAGUGUGGCUGUUUGCCUGGGUUGGCCAGACUGAUAAUGGAGCAAUGCGUGGCUAGAUUAGAUGUGGCAAUGUUUAAUGCCAUUCUUCGUGAAUCUGCUGAUGACAUCCCAACUGAUCCAUUGUCUGACCCUAUCAAUGAUUCAAAGGUUCUUCCUAUUCCAGCUGGCAAAUCAAGCUUUGGGGCUGGAGCACAAUUGAAAAAUGCGAUUGGCAACUGGUCUAGAUGGCUGACUGACUUAUUUGGCAUGGAUGAUGACUCACUUGAAGAGGACAAUGACAGGGAUGAGAAUGAUGAGAGACAGGACAUAUCCUUCAAAUCUUUCCAUCUCCUUAAUGCCUUGAGCGAUCUCAUGAUGCUUCCCAAGGACAUGCUCUUGAGCAGGUCCAUAAGAAAAGAGGUAUGCCCUACAUUUGGAGCUCCAUUAAUCAAAAGGGUUCUUGACAAUUUUGUCACAGAUGAGUUUUGCCCCGAACCUAUUCCUGACAUUGUGCUUGAAGCCCUAGAGUCUGAGGAUCCUUACGAGGCUGGGGAGGAGUCUGUCACAACCAUACCAUACAUUGCAGCUCCACCAUUUUAUUUGCCACCUUCAGCAGCUUCAGUUGCUGACAUUAUUGGAGAGUCUGGAAGUCGAUUGCAGCUGAGACGAAGUGGCUCAUUGCUCAGAAAGUCACACACCAGCGAUGAUGAGCUUGAUGAAUUGAAUUCACCUAUGGCUUCAAUUUUCCUUGUCGGCUCUGAAACUUCACCUGCUCCAACAAAGCUUGGCUGGAAAUCAAAGGAAAUGGGAAAUCAAAAUUCCAUUAGAUAUGAACUUCUUAGGGAAGUAUGGAUCAACAGUGAACAUGUAAAUUCCCAAGUACAUUACAUGUAGAUGAUGCUUCACCUUGAUUUAUCAUGUUUUGCACAUCUACAGUCAAGCUUUGGGAUUGUCUUGUUAAUGUACAAAAGAUAUCAUUUUCUAGUAGCAUAAAUGCAUAAUAUAUUAUUAAUAUUAA
Molecule: messenger RNA, 3547 nt
Organism: Hevea brasiliensis (rubber tree)
Lineage: Eukaryota; Viridiplantae; Streptophyta; Magnoliopsida; Malpighiales; Euphorbiaceae
Exons: 9
Coding region: 277-3423 (1048 amino acids)
Cellular component (GO): nuclear pore
Source: RefSeq, a predicted model, not a curated record